Molecule: messenger RNA, 1088 nt
Organism: Cariama cristata (Red-legged seriema)
Lineage: Eukaryota; Metazoa; Chordata; Aves; Cariamiformes; Cariamidae
Product: kalirin-like
Exons: 5
Biological process (GO): axon guidance
Cellular component (GO): cytoplasm
Molecular function (GO): guanyl-nucleotide exchange factor activity; protein binding
Source: RefSeq, a predicted model, not a curated record
GUACUGGACUGGAUUGAAAAUCACGGGGAAGCCUUUCUGAGUAAACAUACAGGAGUGGGGAAGUCUCUACACAGAGCACGUGCACUGCAGAAAAGACAUGAUGAUUUUGAAGAGGUAGCACAGAAUACGUACACCAAUGCAGACAAGCUUUUGGAGGCUGCAGAGCAGUUGGCUCAGACUGGGGAAUGUGACCCUGAAGAGAUCUAUAAAGCAGCCCGGCAUCUGGAAGUACGAAUUCAGGACUUUGUCCGGAGGGUGGAACAGAGGAAGCUUCUGUUGGACAUGUCAGUCUCCUUCCAUACCCACACGAAAGAGCUGUGGACAUGGAUGGAAGAUCUGCAGAAGGAGCUCUUAGAGGAUGUCUGUGCUGACUCUGUGGAUGCGGUUCAGGAGCUUAUCAAGCAGUUUCAGCAGCAACAAACAGCCACCUUGGAUGCUACCCUCAAUGUUAUUAAAGAAGGGGAAGAUCUAAUCCAACAGCUCAGGGAUUCUGCUGUUUCCAACAAUAAGACUCCACACAAUAGCUCCAUCAGCCACAUUGAAUCUGUCCUUCAGCAGCUUGACGAGGCCCAGGUACAGAUGGAAGAGCUCUUCCAUGAAAGGAAGAUUAAGCUAGACAUUUUCCUUCAGCUCCGGAUUUUUGAGCAGUACACCAUUGAGUUCUUGGAGCACCUUUAAGUGCCUUAUGAUGAUACAUUCCUGAAGGCAUUGUUUGUAAGUCUGUAAGUAAUCUCAAGGCGGGUACUGAUAAUUAAUGGGAGCCUUAGAAUGCUGUGUUAUACUUUGUGUUUAUUUUAAGACAUGGCAUGAUGAAUUAUAGUGGAAUAAAAGGCUGAAAACAGAGGGGUUUAGGUGUCUUGAUCUAUAAUUGGAUGCCAGAGAUAGAAAUCAGUGAGGAAUAUCUGAGCUUUCCUGUGUGUAACUGCAUAGUUAGGUAUUGUACUGAAGACUGUUCUACAGUGCUUGUUAUUUAUGUAAAUUAGAAUAGUUUCAUUUUACUUACCAGUUAUGUACAACCUCCUUGAUAUUGAGAGACAGUGUUCUUUGUGAGUAUGUAAGCAGAAGUAUAAAUGUAUGUAUUUCGUAUC